This is a messenger RNA of Drosophila persimilis, 4818 nucleotides long. RefSeq names its product protein quiver (gene qvr). The transcript is spliced from 7 exons. NCBI's taxonomy places the organism in Eukaryota, Metazoa, Arthropoda, Insecta, Diptera, Drosophilidae. The record is from RefSeq and is a predicted model, not a curated record. Gene Ontology annotation, biological process: regulation of synaptic transmission, cholinergic; positive regulation of voltage-gated potassium channel activity; sleep. Bases 152 to 682 code for a protein of 176 amino acids.
GGCAUCAAAAUGCUUAGAGGCAGGAGCCGGACCUGAGUGGAGGAGUGCACCAUUGUGGACACUUGCCAGUCGAAGACAUCUAGAUCAUCCGCAUUUCCAACUCCCAGUUGAGAGAGCUAAGGAGGUGCCAGGACGCGCCAGGACACUUAAGAUGUGGAGAGAAAAGGGAAAUGCAAUCGGCAACUGGCUGUUGGCUAUCACAGUUUUUUUGGCAUUGGCUAAAUUCGCUACAACCGAUAAUUGUUUUCCAACCAUAUUCGGAUUUAUAACUCUCAUAUGGAUUCCGCAGGCCUCAGCCGAAUGCCAAACGCGAUCGAUUUACUGCUACGAAUGCGAUUCUUGGACAGAUGCCCGCUGCAAGGAUCCAUUCAACUAUACGGCUCUGCCGAGGGACCAGCCACCCCUAAUGACCUGCAACGGUUGCUGUGUGAAAAUGGUCCGCCAUCAGAGAUCACCCUACGAGGUGGUGCGCCGCAUGUGUACGUCACAGUUACAGAUCAAUUUAUUCAUGGUCGAUCACGUGUGCAUGAUGGAAAGUUCAGGCAAUGGACAUAUGUGCUUUUGUGAGGAAGAUAUGUGCAAUUCUAGUAAAGAUUUAUACUCUCAUGGCCACCAGUUGCAUCUCAUAAUUACCAUCGCAGUGGCAGUGUCCUGGCUAAUGGGUCAAUUGCUCAACAGAUAGAAAGUGUUGCUAGGAUCACCCACGCCCACACACACACACACACACACACUCAAACGCCACACACAUACAACUCUGAAAUCUCUCGCUCUCUGUCUCUAUCUCUCUCUGUAAACAUAUGAUUUGUAGCUUGAAUAUUUCAUUUUGUACGUUUGAAGCACAGUUUUCGAUGAUCUGAUCUGAAGCCGAAACGAGCAUUGAGUAGUUUGAAUAACACCUACAUAGUUCGAUAGCCAAAGCUUCCACAGACCGAAGGCUUCCCCUAUUCACACUAACACACUGAACACACUAACACUAGUACACGUACACUUACACGUACACGGUAUGCGAGCUUUGGAUGCACUGCGUGCAACGAGUAGAGUCGAACGAGUGUGUUCGAAUUCGAGUCACAGUACGAGUACUCGUUAUUUGAAUUGCAUGUGUUGUUGAUGCUAAAGUAAGCUGAAGCAUGUAGCGCUUAAGUAGGAAUUGUAGUUACAUUUUAUUUUCGUUGUUACUUACAUUUGUAAAUGCCCCAGAAGAGGGAUAAACCAAAACCAAGUCCAUAAUCGAUUCACACACACAUAAAUAUGUUUAUGCAUAAACAUCCAACUAUAUCAUAUGUAAACUUGGAAUAACUCGCCAACACCAUUGGUUUGUAAAUACCUCCAAUACUCCAACUCCAGCAAUGUUCAUCCAAAAGUAUUUACCAACACGAAUCUAACGUAAGGGAAGUGUGGAAUAUUUGCUCAUCCUGUUUAUUCCAAAGUCAAAGGAGAGAACUUCAUGUUGCAUUAGUUAUUAAGCUUUAAUCGGUUCUAGAUCAGCUCCCGACCUCAUCAUAUCACGUACCCCAAAUAAACAUUGGAAUCGAUUCUUUGGGUACUUAUCGAUAUCGACCUUAGUAUAGUCGCAUCAUUACCUUGCCCACAAACUGUAUAAAGAAUCAGUCGUCACGCCACCCGUGCUCCCUUUGGUUUGUAUUCAACAAGUGAUAAUUAGUUAGUAAGUAGAAGACUACUUCCUCAUACCCCUAGCCAAAUCCAAUCCAAUCCCCAUCCACAUCCACAUUAUGAAAUUGAAUGGGACUCAAUUCUCAUUGUCAUGCUAGUGAUAGAGUUAAACGAAUCGAAUUAUAUAGCUUAUGAUUUGAGUUUUUGGAUUAUGAAUUAAUAUUAUGACUUAUAGUAAUGGUUAUCCACUUGAGAUCGAGUAGUCGACUCGACGUUUGUAUACUAAGCGCAUUUGAAUCUUUUUCAUUUGUAUUCUUGAAAAUUGGCUAAUAAAUAACAAACAUUUUUACCAUAAUAUCUCUAGCUAAAUUUACUCUUAACCUUUCAAUAUUAACCUUUUAGCUUAGAUCUGUUUAUUCUCUUACAACUCUUAACCACUUCCAAUCUCACUCUUGCACUGCUCCUCCCUCACGCAUUUGUACAAUUUAAUAUUUAUCUUCGUACUGGCUUUAGUUGAUUGCAACAUGCUUUAAGCGCAAGGAAUUUCCGUUCAGCUGUCCAGCAUGUUCUCAAGUGCUUUCUGGCACAAGGUAAGUCCCCAGAAACAGUACAGUUGCGCACCGAAUCCUUAGUUCGCUCCUGCCUACUCGCUCUCUAUUGCUCUCGCUCGCUCGCUCGCUCUAGCUGGGAGUCGGCCUAUCUUGGUGCUACACACACUAUACUAUACUCCCUCCCUCAAUCUAACUCUCUCUCUCUCUGUAUCCGGAUAUCCCUUUAUCUAUCCCACAAUACUUGGCAAAUAUUAUGCAAUGAUUAAACACCAUUUGAUUUGAGUUCGAUUUAACGUUUAAUUUUUUGUAUAGUUUACGCUUUUUUGUUAUGUUUGAUUGUUCGAUGACAAAUAUACUUAUCUAUAAUAUCCACACAUAUGUAUACAUAACCGAUUUUGGUUUGUGAAUGUUGAAAAUAUUCUUAUAACCAGUAUUUGAUUGAAUGAUAUGAUUGAUUGACGGUUAAUGCGUUUCAAAGUUUAUGAAGAAUACAAAUACCAAAACAAACAACAAAUUACUUUCGAAACACAGGCAAUGAAAUCGAUUGAAAUGAAUUUGCAAUCACACCAUAUAUGGAUUUGUAGUGCAAAGAUAAAUAUUUUUUAAUUUAGUACUUUUUGUAGUUCCAACAUCUAACGCCCCCUCCCUCCCCACCUUCUGCGCCCACAUUCUCUCUCUCUCUCUCUCUAUAUAUAUUUCCUUUGUCUCUCUCGCUCUCUAAUUCUGUUAUGUAUCUCUGUAAAUUCUCUAUCUGUUUAACUAACUCACUCUACUAAUCUUAUGACUCUUUUUACUAACUUUCUAUCAAACCGAAACAUAGAGACACACACUUGUAGAAUAGAUACAAAUAGUAUAUGCACUCGUCACUAUGGAUGAUCGCACAUGAUCUUUUGAUCUCUUGAUUAGUCACGUCGCAAGUGCAUAUACCCGGACAUACAUACACUGAAAGUAUACAAAGAUACAUAUUUAAAACAGAUACUGAAUCAUUAGCCCCCCUUACACUUAGCUCAAAGUCCAGGUCAUAAAUAACAAAGAUACAUUUUUACUACAUGUAGGCGCGAACAGAUAUAAAAAAACAUGCUAUAAAUUUGAAUAUAGCUGCAUAUAGUAUCUAUCGUUGAAAGACCCGAAUAUUGUGGGCCAAGCUUCCAAUCCAUAGAUUCCUCACAAUACAAAAAGCACUAAAUUAAUAUCAAAGACUUUACCAAUAUAUAGCCCAAAGCGCUAUCUAACUAAACAUUGGUAUUGGUUGUUGAAUAUUGCAAAGAGAAAACCAAGUUAAGGAAAGCCAAAGAGUGACCAAAGAAUCAAAACAAAAGCAAAACCAACUCGAGAACAAUCAGCCUUCGCCUUUAUUUUGUUCAGUUUAAUUUUUGUUUGAAAUUAUUAUCUCAUUCCCCAUAUAUAUCGGCUUGAAUAGCCUGAAUACCCUGAGCGCGCAGCUUUUCGUUCAACUUCCAACACGAUUUCCGCUUUGAUUUAUAUGAUUUCACCUCAACUCACCACGAGCCCAUCUUCUUCUAUUUCCUCACCACCCUCCUCAAUCACCCUGCCACCAGUCACACUCUCACCCACCCUCACCCUCUGUCACCCACAAUUACUCUCUCUCUCUCAAUGUUCAAUGUCUGUCAAUCAGUCAGUCACCAAGCCCGCCCCCGGCGCCCCCCAAACCGCUCGCGCUCAGCUCCCCGUGGAACUCAAGCUGAUAGCACCCACAAGCAUAUGUUCCACCACUUCCACCAUCCUACAACAACAGCAGAGUCUCGUAACGGUCAGGUAACGGCGCGCAGGCGCUGCAGUCUGCGACAGAGCUUACUCUUCUACCCCCCUAGAGGAAAGCUCUCUCGGAGCUGGAGGGUACGCCUGCCCGUCCGUUUUAUGGUGCUUUUUCACAUACGACACCACUGUCUGACUAAAUUUUUUUCAUCAUGUACGCCAUCGCAACCAUGCCAGUGGUCGCAAUGCCGCGACUGCCGCUCCACACUUGCCGCUCCACCCCCCUCCAGGGAGGGUCGUGGAGCAGAGGGCAUUUGUGGGUGGCAUGCGCGCGCCAUUGCCGAGCAUCUGAUUAAAGUUGGCCAGCCCUUUGCCUGUGUGCGCGCAAUGCUAACCACGUUCGAAAUGCACUUGGCCAAGUGGCAAGUGGAGCCGCAAAAUGUAAACGUGAUCGUCUGUGCGGCACGGCAUCGAUCGCUCGAGGAUCGGCGCGGGACCACCAAUCAGCCGGCGAGACGGGACAGACAGCUUUGAAGCUUUUGGGGGCUUCCGAUGAAUGCUUUGGCUUGAACAACACCCAACAAAAAAAAACCCGAAGCUUUCUUUUAUCCAAGCCUCAACUCAAUUUAGCCAUUAAAUAUUUACUCAACCUAGCUCAACGGUGCUUCCAGUUUCAUUGCAAUCAAUGGCUUGCCAUGGCAAAGCAGAGCGAACACAACAUUUCGCGGUUAAAGUAUUGAGCAUUCUGAAUGUAAAUCGUAUUAAUUAUCCGCUAAUGCUUAAAAAUACUCGUACUUAAAUGCAUACUCGCAAGAAACUGUUAAAGAUCCAUUUAAGAUUUUACUGUAAUCUGUUGUAGGGGAAAAAAAUCGAUGAGCACCGUACUAAAAUAUCUCAAUCUCAACAAUUGUAUCUAGCCAAUAAAGAAAUUUCAAGUAAA